AGUGGCCUGUGUGCUGGGGAAUGAGUAGAGAGGGGAGUAGAAGUUUCUGUACUCAGAUCGGAUCUGUACACAGGGAGGGAGAGGAUCAUGCAGCUUUACAUGGACACAGAGUUUGAUGGCCUGAGCCAAUUGAUGGAGUCGGGCAAUGCAGUGAAUUCUCCGGGGGACGCGCUGGGACAGACGCCCUCACACCUGGCCGCGUGCGGGGGGCAUGCAUUCUUUCUGCUCUGGCAGCUGCAGACCGGAGUUGACAUCAACCAGCAGGACUUGUUUGGAGAGACUUUGGCUCAUAAAGCAGCCCGGUCCGGCAGUAUGGAAUGUCUGAGUCUUCUGGUCGCACGUGACGCAAGAUUAGAUGUCUGCAAUAGAGACGGGCACACGGCCCAAGAUCUGGCGUUGUCGGGUGGAUUCCUUGAAUGUGCGAAGUAUCUCUCCGUGGUUAAACAUACGCAGGAUAUGUUUUCUAGAGCGCGCUCUUCUGUGCAAGACUUGAAAGAGCCCGGGGCUGGUUUGAAGAGAGCUCAGAGCAGUCUGGAUAUUUCUCACGGGAAGAGACGGCGAUCUGACGCUUUUAUUUAGAUAUCCUCCGAGCAUAACCAAGACGAGAUCCGUGGCAAGAUGUAGAAGAGAUUCACGAUGAAAUGUUAGAAAAAUUCCAUGGCGAAUUCUUAGAAGACUUCCUUGGCAAGAUGUUAUACUGAGGACUGUAAAUUGCUUCUGUUGGGAGCUGCUGACUUGCUGGUUUACAUUAAACUGGAUUAUGUAUAUAUAACCUCCUCUGCAGGAAAGAGGAGGCACUUUUCCUUGUAUAUGUUUUGUUAAAUAUUUCAGUCAUUUUGUUUACAUAAGCUUUUGUACAAUAAAGUUUUUUUUUUUUCAUAA
Rana temporaria (common frog) is the source of this 882-nucleotide messenger RNA. RefSeq names its product ankyrin repeat domain 37 (gene ANKRD37). The transcript has 5 exons. Gene Ontology annotation, molecular function: protein binding. The record is from RefSeq and is a predicted model, not a curated record. NCBI's taxonomy places the organism in Eukaryota, Metazoa, Chordata, Amphibia, Anura, Ranidae. Bases 88 to 579 code for a protein of 163 amino acids.